Stegastes partitus (bicolor damselfish) is the source of this 1625-nucleotide messenger RNA. It is a transcript of the gene slc25a20, whose product is annotated as solute carrier family 25 member 20. Gene Ontology annotation, molecular function: O-acyl-L-carnitine transmembrane transporter activity. Gene Ontology annotation, cellular component: mitochondrial envelope. Lineage: Eukaryota; Metazoa; Chordata; Actinopteri; Pomacentridae. Gene Ontology annotation, biological process: mitochondrial transport; carnitine transmembrane transport. Bases 112 to 1017 code for a protein of 301 amino acids. The transcript is spliced from 10 exons. The record is from RefSeq and is a predicted model, not a curated record.
CAGUCAGAGCGGUCCGGGUGAGUAAGUGGGGCAAAGGUCCAGCAGAGCGGACUGACAGCAGCACACACACACAUAUCUCCCAAAGGAAAAGCCGGACAGCUGAAAGUCAAAAUGUCCAAACAGCCGCAGCCGAUCAGCCCGCUGAAGAACUUCUUCGCGGGAGGCUUCGGAGGUGUUUGCCUCGUCUUCGCCGGACACCCGCUGGACACCAUCAAAGUGCGUUUACAGACUCAACCCAAAGCCAAACCUGGCGAGAUCCUCCUGUACAAUGGGACCAUGGAUUGUUUUAAAAAGACUUUAGCCAAAGAGGGAGUGAAAGGACUCUACAAAGGCAUGGCAGCCCCAAUCAUCGGCGUUACACCCAUGUUUGCCGUCUGCUUCUUUGGAUUCGGGCUGGGCAAGAAGCUACAACAGAGAACCCCCGAUGAAAUCCUCACGUAUCCACAGCUGUUUGCUGCAGGGAUGUUGUCCGGUGUCUUCACCACGGCCAUCAUGGCUCCUGGAGAGCGCAUCAAAUGUCUCCUACAGAUUCAGGCAUCGACAGGAGAGGUGAAGUAUGCAGGACCCAUGGACUGUGUCAAACAGCUGUACAAGCAGUCUGGAAUCAGAGGCAUCUACAAAGGCACCGCCCUCACCCUCAUGAGAGACGUUCCAGCGAGCGGGAUGUACUUCACGUCUUACGAGUGGUUAAAGAACCUCCUCACGCCGGCAGGAAAAAGCCACAACGACCUCAGUAUUCCCAGCGUGCUGUUCGCUGGAGGAAUGGCUGGAAUCUUCAACUGGGCCGUCGCCAUCCCGCCCGACGUACUCAAGUCUCGCUUCCAAACAGCUCCUGAAGGAAAGUAUCCCAACGGCUUCCGGGACGUUCUGCGGGAGCUGGUCAGGGAGGAGGGAGUGACCUCGCUGUACAAAGGCUUCAACGCUGUCAUGCUCAGAGCGUUCCCUGCAAACGCAGCUUGUUUCUUAGGAUUCGAGCUGGCGAUGAAGUUCCUGAACUGGCUAGCGCCGGACCUGUGAUGGAGGCUCAACGUCGCCUCGCUGUCAAUCCCAGGAACACACACACACACACACACACACACACACAUAAACACACAGAGCAUCUAAAGACAUAAAGAGAUUUUAAGAAUUGUCCUAAACUUGAUUAUCAUUGAAGUGUUGUGGUACUGUAGAACACGUGGAUCAUCGAGACCUGCUGAGAGUUCGGUGCAGAGAUGUUGUGGCGACUCUGUGACGGUGCCAGAAAACACACAAACUCACACACACAGUCGAAUGUUCUCACUCCUUUUAUUUUUAGAUUUUUUUUUAUUCUGUUGGUUUGUUUUUUUUUUAAAUAAGAAAAGGAGUGAAGUGAACAUGUUGUGCCUUACCUUUUGUUAUCUGCGAGCCGGAGCACAUAUCAGGGAAAAGGUGCAUUUUGUUGAACUGUGUGUGUUCGCUCUCUCAGCAAUAGACGCCUUCAAACUGUCGGCAUCAUGUCCGCUCACGGUCCGCCCAGUGGCCGGGGAUGUAAUCUUCACUUUCUGUUUGUCUAAUGUCCACUUAUGAGAGUAGUCAUGAUGGGAGUGAUUGAUAAGUCAGUGAAUGUCAGCAUGUAUAGAAAAUAAAAUCCAUCUAUAGAAAUGUCA